Messenger RNA from Ruditapes philippinarum (Manila clam), 1221 nucleotides. RefSeq lists its product as uncharacterized. Bases 1 to 1023 code for a protein of 340 amino acids. NCBI's taxonomy places the organism in Eukaryota, Metazoa, Mollusca, Bivalvia, Venerida, Veneridae. The record is from RefSeq and is a predicted model, not a curated record. The transcript is spliced from 2 exons.
AUGCCGGGUAUUGGAAUAAGAGGGUUGUGGAAUAAUCGGGAAGAAGAGAUUAAACGUAAGGAAGAAACAAAGAGAAAGGAAGAAACAAAGAGAAAGGAAGAAGAGAUUAAACGUAAGGAAGAAACAAAAAGAAAUGAUGAAAAGGUUAAGCGUAAGGAUGAAACAAAGAGAAAAGAAAAAGAGAUUAAACGUAAAGAGGAAACAAAGAGAAAAGAAGAAGAGAUUAAACGUAAGGAGGAAACAAAGAGAAAAGAAGAAGAGAUUAAACGUAAGGAGGAAACAAAGAGAAAAGAAGAAGAGAUUAAACGUAAGGAGGAAACAAAGAGAAAAGAAGAAGAGAUUAAACGUAAGGAGGAAAUAAAAAGACAAGAAGAAGAGAUUAAACGUAAGGAGGAAAUAAAAAGACAGGAAGAAGAGAUUAAACGUAAGGAGGAAACAAAGAGAAAAGAAGAAGAGAUUAAACGUAAGGAGGAAACAAAGAGAAAAGAAGAAGAGAUUAAACGUAAGGAGGAAACAAAGAGAAAGGAAGAAGAGAUUAAACGUAAGGAGGAAACAAAGAGAAAGGAAGAGGAGAUUAAACGCAAGGAGGAAACAAAGAGAAAGGAAGAGGAGAUUAAACAUAAGGAGGAAACAAAAAGACUGGAAGAAGAGGUUAAGGUUAAAGAGUCGACAAAAAGAAAGGAUGAAGUGAUUAAACGGAAAGAGGAGGAGAAAAGAAAAGAAGAAGAAAGAAAAUAUAAGGAAAAGGAGAAUAAACAAAGGGAUGAAAAGAGAAAAUAUAUCGACAACAAGAAGGGUAAACAAGAGAAGGAGAUUAAAGAAAAAGAGGAAAUGAAAAAGGGAGUGAUGAAAGAACGCAUUGACAAAGUAGAGGAUGAAGAAAUAGAAAAAGUGAAAAGUUUAAUAAGUAGGAAAAACAGAAAAAGAAAAAUGAUAUAUCAAGCAAUUGAAAAAGAAGAGAUAGAAGACGGUGAGUUUAUUUAUGAAAUGAUAACAAUUGUGAAGAAAUAUAAAACUGAAUAAAUAAAUGACGUAGCUGUAAAAUGAAAACUGAUGUAGCUGUAAAAUGAAAACUGAUGUAGCUGUAAAAUGAAAACUGAUGUAACUGUUAAAUGAAAACUGAUGUAACUGCUCAUUGAAAACUGAUGUAACUGAAAACUGAUUAAAAAAAAAAGGACAAACAACAACCGUACAUAUACCUGAGGAUAACAUCUGGAGGUC